AUGGACUCUACAGGCAAUUUGAAUGUGAUGGAUUUCAGUACUGUUAGGUUGAUUUGCUCAACCCUGGAAAAUGUAGUUAAAAAAUCUUUUGGUCCUCUAGGAUUGCAAACUCUGCUGUGUACUGCUACAGGCCAUUUGGUAGUAACCAAUGAUGGAUUGACCACAAUAGAAGUACUGCACCUGUCCCAUCCUGUCGCCAAGUUGAUAAUCCAGUCACUGUCAAAAUCAAUUCACUAUACUGGAGAUGGGAGUAAGACAUUUAUAUUGUGGCUGGCAAAGUGUGUGAGAGAUAUAGAAGAGGAAAUCUUACUGAGCACAGGAAAGAAAACUCCAACUAAUGGUUAUCAAUGUAGUUUGGAAAGCAAAUAUAGAAUACAAAUGAGCAGAGAUCUAAAUAAAAUUCUUCCAGAACUUUUGAAAGGUAUAGUGAAAUAUGUUUGGGACCAUUCAGCAGCUUGUAAAUGUAGACAGGGAAAGGAGGAAGAGAUAUUAUACACAAAAAGGAUAAUCCAUACAGUUAUAAGACCACAUUUCCCUCAAAAUAUUUCAAAUAUCUUCACCGAACUUCUCUAUAAUAUGGUACAGUUUGACCAUGAUAGUGAUGCCAAAAUUUACCUCCGUUACAUUAUUGAUCACUUUGAAACACUGUGCAUCAAAGUAGGCAAUCAACCCUACACAUCGUCAACCAUGUUGGAGUCAUUUGUUAUCCAGCGAGAUUUCACAGUUUAUUGCCCCCAGACAUUAAAUGGAAAUGUCAAGUUUGUUCUUCUGAGAUGUUUGGUAGGUCAGUUAAAUACAGAAAAUAAAAAUGAAAAAAUAAAGCUGACCAAUUCGCAAGUUAUUGGUCAUUAUUUACAAAAUCAAAAGAAAUUGAUCAAAGAUUUCAUCUCUGUAUGCCAGCAAUAUGGAAUAAAACUUGUCUUGAGUACAGAAAAAGUUCCAGACUUUAUUCAAGAGAUCUUCCAAUCGGGUGCCAUUUCUCUGGUCCACUAUGUAUCUGAUGAGGAAGCAGAUUUCCUGCAAACCAGCCUUAAGAUACAUCCCAUAACUAAUUUGUUUGACACUGUUGAAGAAAAGAACAUUGGUUUAUCCAAACAAUGCAAAGCUUUAGUAAUAGCAGGUCAGAGAUGUGUUCAUUUAAACCUCCGAGGGCUACCUCCCAUGUUACUGGUAUGUGGACUGUCUGAUGGUUUAUGUAAACAGGUAAUGUUGGCAUCUAUCAAAGCUCUUAAGACACUUCUACACUAUCACCAAACUGAAGAGUUGAUUCCCAUCAUCAAUCAAGGGGAGACAACGGACCAAAAUACAAGUUUGAUGAAGGAUGUAUGUGCUGUGGGCAUGAGUGAGAGAGAACAUUGUGAAACCUUGGGAACACCAGGAGCAGUUGUGAAAGAAUGUUAUAGUUUAUGUGUUUGUCAUAACACGGUAGUGGGCAACAGUUUUGAGUUUAUGGCUGCUAAGUAUUGUGAGGAAAGAGCAAAGGAACUUAGAGUAAGAGACAUAGGACAGUCAAUUUUAUUUCAGAUCUUCUCAAAAGCACUACUCGCAGUGCCUCAAGUACUGCAUGAAAACUCUUGUGGAUCUCAAAGUGACAGAGUCAGUUUUAUUAAAAAACAACAGUUAGUGUUUUCAGAGUUGGAUAAAUUAGGAAAAUGUGAUUUAAGAGAUAUUUUGUCAUCAGCUGGUUAUGGUCAUAAUGUUGGAGAAUGCGUUGAACCUCUAAAUGUUAAAGUUCAUCUAUUAUCUACCCUUACAGAAUUAUUACAGCAACUUCUUAGGAUUGACUCUAUUGUUGGAGUUCAGAGUGUCCAUGUAUAAAACAACA
Ylistrum balloti is the source of this 1825-nucleotide messenger RNA. Its product is annotated as Bardet-Biedl syndrome 10 protein homolog. The record is from RefSeq and is a predicted model, not a curated record. The coding region runs from base 1 to 1818 and encodes 605 amino acids. NCBI's taxonomy places the organism in Eukaryota, Metazoa, Mollusca, Bivalvia, Pectinida, Pectinidae. Gene Ontology annotation, molecular function: ATP-dependent protein folding chaperone; ATP binding. The transcript has a single exon. Gene Ontology annotation, biological process: chaperone-mediated protein complex assembly.